Paramecium sonneborni is the source of this 1023-nucleotide messenger RNA. NCBI's taxonomy places the organism in Eukaryota, Ciliophora, Oligohymenophorea, Peniculida, Parameciidae. The record is from the annotation of a GenBank genome assembly.
AUGAAUGCAUUUCAAGAAAACAAAUUAUUUGUUUAACAAAUUAAAUAAAAACAAGAUGAAUUUAAAGUAUUGAUUUAUCAGUUAAAUAGAAAACAAUUUAAUUUCCAUUUAAGAAAGAACCUCUUCUUUUAUAACAGCAUAAUUUUAAUUAAAUCACAUCACCAAAUUAAAGAAGAGAAUAGACUCCAAAUUAAAGAAAGGGAAAAAUAGAAAGUAUAACAAUAUUUUAUAAAAAUAUUUAGAUGAUAAUUCAUGUUCACCAACUCUUUUUCGUACUCCUUAAAUUAGUUUACAUUAUGAAUAAAAUAGAAAAUAAAAUCAAUUAAGUCAUAAUAGAAGUAGGAAUGAGAAUGUAUCAAAUUAUAAAGAAAGAAGAGAAUAAAAUAAUGAUUCAGCAACUAGAGAUUAUUCAAAAGUAUUAGAAGAAGUAAUGAAAAAAUAUAGAUAACUUAAAUCUGAAUUAUUGACAAAAGAAAAGGAAGUUUAAAAAACUAGACUUUAUAAGGAAGAAUGGUUAAAAGAAAAGGUUUAUAUAUUAGAAUAUAAUUUAAUAGAAACGUAAUGACUAAUUAUAAGAAAGAAACAAAAUCUUAAAAACGAAAAUGUUAAAAAUUAUUGAAUUAGUUUAAUAAGAUCAAUUAAUAUAGAAUGAUGAUUCGGAGGUAGUAUCAUUUUAUUCAAAUAUUAGUCAAUAGGGUAUAAUAGCUACUCUCUCAACAGAAAAUAAGUAUUUACGUCAAAUGUUACAUUUAUAUGAUGUUACAGAUAUCUCAAGUUAAUUGGAAUAACUUGAUGGAGAAUAAGAUUAAGAAGUUGUUUGCAUUGAUAAUAUUUUAAAUGUUUUUCUUGGAGAUUUAAAAACUAUUUAAAAAAAUAAAAGAGAAAAAAAGGAUAAUUAAUAAUUAGGUACAUUUAACUAUAUAUUUUGAAGGUUAAUUUAAUUCAUUGUCAUUAACAGUUUUGAACAAAGAGUCAAGCUUUGUUGAUUUAUCAGAAGAUAAGCUAUUAAUGGAAUAAUCAUGA